CGGUUAGCCGGCAUAUUGCUUACGACUCGAUUCUAUUCUACCGCUGUUUGUUUGUAUGUCCUGUGUAACCGUCUGUUAUCAACUUACAUGAUUCAUUGAACAGAAUAAAUGUUUGGAACGUUACCGGCAUAAUACUUACUGAUAACUACUGAGAUUAAAUUGCACAAAAUACUGUUAUUGGUCGUGCGGUGUUGAGAAGGGAAUUACAUCAACGCUAUCUCAAGUUGGAACACGUCUACUGUCAUCCAUGGCUCAGGAUUUGAAAAAACACGGCGUUAUACCAGACGUGGUGGACAAAGUACCUGAAAGUGUGCUAAAUGUGACCUAUCCAGACAACAUCACUGUUGAAAUUGGCAAGGAGCUCACUCCAACUCAAGUCAAGGAUGAGCCUAAUGUGAAGUGGAGUGGAAAGGACAAUAAAUUUUAUACUUUGUGCAUGACUGAUCCUGAUGCUCCGAGCAGAAAAGAGCCUAAAUUCCGUGAAUGGCAUCACUGGCUGGUGGGCAAUAUUCCUGGAACAGAUGUGUCCAAAGGAGAGGUUUUAUCCGCAUACAUUGGUUCUGGACCUCCAGAAAAGACGGGUCUUCAUCGAUACGUAUUCUUGGUGUACGAACAACCUGACAAGAUCAAUUUUACUGAGAAACGAUUGACCAAUCGGAGUGGCGAUAAUCGUGGCAAGUUUUCCAUCAGAAACUUUGCCGCUAAAUACAAGCUUGGCGAUCCAAUUGCUGGUAACAUGUAUCAGGCGGAAUAUGACGAUUACGUACCAAAGCUCUAUGAACAGCUCAAAGGUUAAAUUUAUAUAAUACAUAUAAUGAUACACAUACACUGAUGUAUGUCCAACUAUUUCUUGAAUAAAAUGCAUUUUAAAAUGCUUUUCAAAAUA
Molecule: messenger RNA, 886 nt
Organism: Linepithema humile (Argentine ant)
Lineage: Eukaryota; Metazoa; Arthropoda; Insecta; Hymenoptera; Formicidae
Product: protein D2
Source: RefSeq, a predicted model, not a curated record